Clonostachys byssicola is the source of this 873-nucleotide messenger RNA. The record is from the annotation of a GenBank genome assembly. NCBI's taxonomy places the organism in Eukaryota, Fungi, Ascomycota, Sordariomycetes, Hypocreales, Bionectriaceae.
AUGGCAGUCGCCUCUUAUUUGCCCCAAACUCUUCAGGAACGAUCAUCAGACUCUGAGUGUGCUAUAACGGGGACAUCUAGCUCUCUUGUCAAGGCCCUCGAGCAGCACAAAAAUGGCGUCGUCUCAUCUCAAUCCGUCGAGGGGCAAGCCGCUGAGAUUGAAGUCACCGCAUACUUCCAUGUUGCUGUUUUUGCCAACUCUACCGAAGAUACUGCUACCAACGAAAUGAUCACGGCCCAAUUCGAGUUACUGAAAGAUACAUAUGCCCUCUACGGGAUCAAUCUCAGUCUAGGAGGUAUCGCUCGCGAGGUCAACGACACCAUCGCUGUUCUUUCGGUCUGGAAUCUGGAUCCAACCGACACGUGGAUUACUGGCUCCUCACCCGAAACCGAGGAUUACUGGAAGCGGACCAGAACGGGUUCCUAUGAAACUCUGCAUGUUUACUACUAUGAGGAUCUCAUCGGCACUGCAGCCUUUUGCAACAUCGUCAUACCUGAUCGUCCAAAGUCUGAUUACUUCCUCGACGGAUGCCACCUUCGAAAGAAUGUGCUCCUAGGCGAAAAGAACGCGCCUUAUCGCGAAUAUGGAACCAGCCUCAUUCACGAAGUAGGCCAUUGGUUUGGGCUGUAUCAUGUCUUUCAGGGCGGAUGCGAAGGAGAGGGUGAUUACAUAGAUGACACCCCAGCCUCGACUGUUACCUCUGCCGACGGGACAUGCCCUCUUGGCACGAAGGACACAUGCCCGGACCUGCCUGGCACUGACAUGGUAAACAACUUCAUGGACUACACCGCAGAUCCAUGCAGAGAGAAAUUUACUCCAGGGCAAAAGACCCGCAUGCACGAUGUGUUCUGGGCUGUUCGCUCUGGAAAAUGA